AUGCCAAAUUUUCCAUGUUCGGACACAUCCGAACAAUUAUCUCUUAAAAAGCAUCUAAUGUAUAAACACAAUUUAUCGAAUACAGCUGCAAAUAAAAUUGUUCUUGAUCGUAUGAAUAAUCAUAUAGAUGAAAAACAAACAAAUGAUAAAAAUGAUUUAAUAUUUAAUAAUACUCAAGAAUUAUUUUCACAUUCAGUUCAUUGGCAUAAAGGUCGAUGUCCAUUUUCAUAUGGUUUUAAUAAUGUUUUUAAUUUAACAUUAUCAAAUCAUCAUAUUAAAAAUUAUAAUUGUCGACAUAUAAAACAAUGUUUACUUUUAUCACAUUUACGUGUAUCACAUAAUUUAAAUAUAAAAUCAGCUAAAAAAAUCGUUAAAACAAUGAUGUCAUCAUCUAUUGAAAGUAAACAAAAAUCAACCAUUGAAAAUGAUAUUAGAGAAAUUAUUUUAUUUCAAAAAGAUGACGCUGUUUUAAAUACAAAUCCAAAUAUUUAUAAUGAUGAUCGAAGAUUUCGACAUUAUUGUCCAUUAACAAAUGUAACAUCAAUAAUAAAUGAAGAUAUUCAAGAUCAAACAUUACUUAAUGUGCCUUGUAAUAAAACCAAUGAAAAAUUUAUUCUUUUUGCUCAUCUUCAACACUAUCAUCAAAUGAGUGGUGAACUUGCACUUCGUCUAAUUCGUUCUAUUCGAACUAGUACAGAAACAACAGUAAUAAACGAUUUUAUUAUCACUAAUAAUAAUAAACAAUCUACAACAACAAAUACAACAGUAGCCGAUGAAAUUGAUAUCGUACCAUAUAAAUGUUUAUGUCCUUAUUCAACGACAUUGAAUAGUGGAAAUUCAAAUUUAUUAAAAAAAUUUCUAAGAUUUGUUAAAAAUAUUCCCUGUGAUCGUCCAUGUCCAGUAAAUCUGUAUCGACAUUUACGAAAUUAUCAUAAAGUUGAUUUACAAUAUGCAAAAGAUAUAACUCGAACUAUAAUGCUUAGUAAAACAAUUAAAUCUGAGAUUUCAACAGAAGAUAAUCGAAUUGAUCAACAAAACUCAACGUCGAUUAGAAAACGAACAAAACUACCUAAAUCAACAAGUAAUUAUGGAACAACAAUUUCAUUAAGUAGAAUUUGUUAUUUUAAAAAGAAUAAUCAUACAUUAAAUUUUACUUUUGUUUUAGUACACAUGAAUUUAAAUAGUGUGAAUUCAGAAAUGAAAAAUGAAUCAAUUGAUUUCUUAAUUGACAAUGAAAACCCUGAAGAUUGGGAUUCAUCAAUGAUAAAUGAUGAAGAAUCACUUUUUCUAUCAUUUGAUGAAGAUAGAUUAAAUAAUGAUGAUAUUGAAAAAGACUUUUAA
Rotaria sp. Silwood2 is the source of this 1341-nucleotide messenger RNA. The record is from the annotation of a GenBank genome assembly. Lineage: Eukaryota; Metazoa; Rotifera; Eurotatoria; Philodinida; Philodinidae.